AAUUAGCAGACUCUCACACACAUAAAAACUGCAAAAUCAGUUAUCAAUUAUUGAGAACAAAUAAAAAAUCUGACACCAUCCCGCCUAUCUUUCCUCAGCAGUUAAAUUUUGAAUUACAAUCCCUAUAAACAUAACACCACCAACAAUUUGUUCAUAAAUUCUCAAACAAAAAUUUCUCUUCUCCCUCUGUAUUUCCUUCUACACAUGAAUGCAUACCCAUUUUAUCUGCUUCAUGAAUAAGAAAUUAGCCAUACAUUCUGCCCUAGACAUGGACAGAAUAUCUUCCAUAAGUCCAGAAAAGGAAGAAUGCAAAUUUAAUGCUAGAAUCUUACGCUUAUGGACACUCCCAUCAUACAACAAUCCUGAAAUCACUUCAACCAUGGAAUUGGUGUUAAUGGAUGCCGAAACCAAUAAGAUCCAUGCAUCAAUACCAAACAAACUGUUAGAUGAAUUCAUUGGGAAAUUGCGGGAAGGCCUGGUAUACAGUUUCAGAUUCUUUGAUGUCGGAAACAACGUUGGAAAAUACAGAACAACUCGCCAUCAAUAUCGUCUAAAUUUUCAGACUGAAACUGAGGUUGACCUUAUACCAGACAAAGAAAUACCCUUCUACGGUUUUUCAUUCGUCAACUCAAACGAAUUUACCAAGCCAAACUUUAACUACAACAAUCUAAUUGAUAUCAUUGGAAUAAUUGUUGGCUGUUAUCCUGUUAUUGAAUUCGAAAAAAAUGGAGACAAAUGCAAAAGGAUGGUAAUUGAUCUUCUUAUUGACGGGUAAGUUCUAUCUUAGUUUUCCGAUUAGUGCUUUUAUUAUACAAAAUGUUCAAUAUACAAAUCAUAACUCUGAUUAACACAUGGUACAGGAAAAAGUUUGAUUUUACUCUAUUUGGUCACUAUGUCGAUGAAUUCAAUUCAUACUUUGAUAAUGAUGCAUCUAAAAACAAUGUUCUGGUGGUACAAUAUGCAAGGGUUAAAACUUUUAGAGGUAUUAAAAAAUCUCAUACUUAACAUCUAUUUACA
Molecule: messenger RNA, 1017 nt
Organism: Lotus japonicus
Lineage: Eukaryota; Viridiplantae; Streptophyta; Magnoliopsida; Fabales; Fabaceae
Exons: 3
Coding region: 209-775 (188 amino acids)
Source: RefSeq, a predicted model, not a curated record